This is a messenger RNA of Populus euphratica (Euphrates poplar), 1492 nucleotides long. Its product is annotated as LRR/ubiquitin-like domain protein. The record is from RefSeq and is a predicted model, not a curated record. The transcript is spliced from 10 exons. NCBI's taxonomy places the organism in Eukaryota, Viridiplantae, Streptophyta, Magnoliopsida, Malpighiales, Salicaceae. Gene Ontology annotation, molecular function: protein binding. Bases 175 to 1290 code for a protein of 371 amino acids. Gene Ontology annotation, cellular component: cytoplasm.
ACGGGCAUGAAUUGUUUUCACAAAUAAAAGCGUCAUAUCAUAAUUUUUGCAUUACAAUACAAGAAGGCAAAGAGACCUUCUCUGCAAUCUGUCUUUCUCCCCUCCUAAAUUCUCCAAUACAAAGAAAAAGAAUCACAAAGAUCAUCAUCAAGAACUGAAAGGAAACAGAAGAAAAUGGAGGUGGAAGGUCAAGAUACAGCGAUAAACAUAACAGUGAAGUUCAGUGGAAGAUCCAUUCCAAUCUCUGUCUCUCUAGACUCCAAAAUCAAAGACGUCAAAUCUCUUCUGCAACCUCUCACCAACGUUCUUCCCCGUGGCCAAAAACUCAUCUUUAAAGGGAAGUUGUUGGUGGAUGGUAUGACUUUGAGGGAAUCAGAGGUCACAAAUGGGGCUAAGGUCAUGCUUAUGGCCUCUCAGGGCUUGCACCAAGGGGAUGGUCCAAUACUAAAAGAUGCUAAGACUCGACCGAUUUCAAGGGCUAAUACUAGUAGCAAUAAAACGGUGAAUGAAAAGAUUGGAGUUUUGUUUGAUAAGAACCGGGUUGAACGAUGGAAGGUUACUGGAGUUAUUGGACUGGCUGAAUGCAACUUAAAGGCAAUACCUGAGGAAGUGUGGACAUGUGGACCUUCUACAAGAGUCCUUGAUAUCAGCAACAAUUUUAUUGGAGAUGUACCAGCCCAAAUUGGCUGUUUAAGUUCCAUGCAGAAAUUUUUGCUCAAUGGAAAUGGUAUGUUGGAUGAAUGCAUUAAAUGGAAAGGACUAUCAUCUUUGAAGCAUUUAACAGUUCUGUCUGUCAGCCAUAACAAAUUAUCCACUUUGCCCUCUGAAUUGGGUGCUCUGUGCUCUCUGAGACAACUGCAUGUUUCAAACAAUGAGUUGAGUAGCCUCCCGAUGGAAAUUGGACUUCUCACCCAGCUUGAGGUUUUGAAAGUCAAUAAUAACAGAAUAAGCAACGUUCCUAUGUGUAUAGGGGACUGUAGUUCUCUUGCCGAGGUUGAUCUUUCAUCAAAUCUUCUGACAGAUUUGCCUGUUACAUUUGGGGAUUUGCUUAAUUUGAAGGCGUUGCAUCUAGGCAACAACGGGUUAAAAUCCCUCCCUUCUACAAUAUUCAAGAUGUGCCUGCAACUCUCAACUCUAGAUCUCCACAACACAGAAAUCACAAUGGACGUUCUUCGUCAGCUUGACGGAUGGCAAGAUUUUGAUGACCGCCGUCGUUCAAAACAUCAGAAACAACUGGACUUUCGAGUUGUGGGCUCUGCUGAGUUUGAUGAGGGUGCUGAUAAACUUUGAUGUUACAGCCCCGGAUUACAUUUUGAAGUGGUGGCAAAUUUCUGGAGUAAGAAGGGCCUGUUUAUAGAAUCAAGAAAUUUGCGAUUGAUUAAUUUUUUAUAAAUAGGCAAAGGAGGUUGUGAUUAUAUUCCGCAAAAGCAACGUAGGACUACCGUGUGUUGAAGGGCUAGUUUCUCUGAAUUGUUUGCGUGAUUGCAUCUCU